This is a messenger RNA of Medioppia subpectinata, 933 nucleotides long. Lineage: Eukaryota; Metazoa; Arthropoda; Arachnida; Sarcoptiformes; Oppiidae. The record is from the annotation of a GenBank genome assembly.
AUGAUAAAUAAUAUGGACAACUCUAUUAAUAUGGUUAAAAGCAACCAUGCUGAAUCGACUUCAGUGAACAAACCUCGUAAUAUAUACAAAUUGGAGAUCGUGUGGCGCAAUGUGGCCAUGUUUAUAUUGUUGCACCUUGUUGCUGUCUAUGGACUUUAUAUUAGCGUUUUUUACGUAUCUAUCAAUAUGAUCUAUUAUUUAACAGCUGUCAACUUUCUAUGUGGCUUGGGUAUCUUAGCAGGCGCUCAUAGGCUUUGGGCGCACCGAUCAUACAAAGCUCGGCUCCCAUUGAAGAUAUUUCUGGCAAUACUCCAAACGGCGAGCAUUCAGAACGACAUCUACGAGUGGGCGCGCGAUCAUCGCCUGCACCACAAACACAGCGACACCGACGCCGACCCACACAACUCCCGGCGCGGGUUCUUCUUCUCACACGUCGGUUGGCUUUUGUGUCGAAAACACCCGGAAGUGAAGGAAAAGGGAAAGACGGUUGACAUGAGUGACCUGUGGGCCGACCCUCUUAUCAGAUUUCAGCGCCGCUUUUAUAUCCCGCUCACAAUUAUCAUUCGCUUAACUCUUUUCACAUAUCUUCCUAUGCGUUGGUUUAAUGUUUCAUAUUUGGAUGGUUUGGCCAUAAAUAUGAUGGGACUGGUAGUCAAUCUGAACCACACUUGGCUCGUCAACUCAGCCGCGCAUAUAUACGGUUAUAAGCCCUACGACAACACCAUUAAUCCCAAAGAGAACAGAGCUGUUGUCUAUAUGGCAUUAGGUGAAGGGUAUCAUAACUAUCACCACACGUUUCCAUACGACUACUCGGCCUCAGAGUACGGGUGGGCCGAUGGGUUCAAUCCCGCGACCGCUUUCAUUGAUUUGUGCUAUAAAUUAGGUUUGGCUUACGAUCUAAAGAAACCAACGAAAGAGACUAUUGAACAGCGC